Messenger RNA from Colletotrichum scovillei, 4301 nucleotides. RefSeq lists its product as uncharacterized. The coding region runs from base 1077 to 2447 and encodes 456 amino acids. NCBI's taxonomy places the organism in Eukaryota, Fungi, Ascomycota, Sordariomycetes, Glomerellales, Glomerellaceae. The transcript is spliced from 2 exons. The record is from RefSeq and is a predicted model, not a curated record.
GUCCAAGGACGCUAUCUCAGUCAGCUUCUGGACCUGGACCUGACCGUGCGACUCAGGGGUAUCGACAGAUGGACCGGGACGAACGAAGACGUACUGAAGUCUGACGGCAGCCCGGCGACUUCAUUGACACUAUCGUACGGGUUCCUCUACCAAAGAAGCGGGACUGACGGCGGCGCCAUCUUCCAGCGUCUUAGUCGGGAUCGUCCUGAAGGCUGGACUCGCCUUGGUUGCCAAGAAAAGACACACAUUGGAGCCCUCGGGAGCCAGAAGCUGCAGAGAAAACGAGCGAGCUGCACGUCGUCUGGGACCCCCGCUUGGGAAUUGUCCCAAUCCACGUCGUCCAUGCACCCAUCCCAUCUCCUUCUGCCACCACCCCCAUGCAUAUCCCAUGUCCAACCCCAAGACACACACCACCGCCACGCCUUAAAGGAACCUGGGCUCCCGACCGAACCCAGCUUCCCUUCUGAGCUGCCUGGUGUUCCUCCCAACUCUCGCUCAUCUAUCCAUAUUACUUUGGCUUUUGCAAUCCGCUUUUCCGGGCAAGCAUUACCUAAGGCUGUUUGAUAGUUAUUUGCUUAUAUCCCUCCCCAACCUGCCCUACCUGUGGUACAAUACUCGUCCAACCCUCGCUUCAACUUCCCAACAUCCAUCCGUCCACCUGCCAGAGAGGCACGAGCCAUCUCCCACAACGACCGCUCUUAGUGAAAGUGAACGGACGACUUUUCGCCAAGCCGACACCUUUCCCAUAUCGCCAAGUCAGAGAGUCAUCCGAGCUGGGAUUUGGUCUGUGGUACCGCCCGAGUUUCACCUGUGCGGCCUGAGUAUAGCCCAAACCAGCUGCCCGGGCUCGACUUAUACGAAAUCCUGCCAGCCAUAGGACAACAGUACCCCAGCCGUUGCCUUUAUUAUCAUUUCAUCUCCCACCACACCGAGCCGUAGUGGUUACUGUCUCUUCUCUUCCAACAGAGAUAUUGUCGGUUUACUAGUCUAAGUGUGGUUCAUUAUUGACGGCUCGCACCGUCUCUACUAAACUACCUUAUCAUCGCGGGCCCAACGGUACCAAAGAAAGGACCAAGAUGGCUGUCUUUUCUCUUUUCAAGAAGUCUAGACAACAGGCCAAGGAGCACAAGCAAAAGCAGGCAGAGAAGGCCGCAGAGGCACCGAAACAGCCGUACAAGCACAUUCCUACUCAUGCCGCCAUCGACGCGCUUGCAGGAGCACCAUCAGCAUUCAAGCAUGAGGACCGACCCAGGAUUAUGGAACAGAACCGACGGCGAAGUGCGAUGGCCGCCAGCGGCUUGAGCAGAAUGCCUGGCCCAAGUCUGCCUCGCGUCUCAAGCAGUCUCUCGCACGUCACCUAUCCUUCUGCUCACGCCAGCCCGAUGGGCAAUAUGCCCAGGGCAUACAGCUACAGCGGCGGUCCGCCCCCGAUGCCUUACUGGCAGGAACGCAACACCAACUCCAUCUAUGGAGUCCCCGAUGGCAGCCGCAUCUCACUCAAGGGUUCACUCAAGGGCAAAGAGGUUGAUAGAUCGUAUGCUUCGGGGCGCAACAGUCCGUCAUCUGUCAAAGCCGAAUCUCCCACGGGUAGCUCAAGCCGCUCGACCAGCUCACAGGAGGACCUAGAGAUGAAGCCCGCUCGUCAUGUUUCCAUGCCACCUGCUGCCUCACAGGCACCACGAAACCCGGCCGCUGCUGUUCACACCCACCGUCUUCACCCGAGUUCUCGCCGGGCAUCGGAUGCAUCGGAGCGCGCCGAUGGCUCCCCGAAAGCCGAGCACUCUUCGCCUUCUACAGACCGAAGCAAGCCGCCGCCGUCGAUGCGUGGAUUCAAUGCCAUUCCGGCAAUGACGUCUCUUCCCCCGAUGCAGUUCAACAACUCUCCGGCAACCCAGCAAAACAUGGUUGCCUCGUCAGCCGCCUCGACUGCUAGCGUCCGCUCUUCCUCAGGAUUCUCUUCAUUCAACUUCAAUAUCAACACCGGCGCCCCCUUCUCGGCGCCCAUGUCCGGAAGAUCGUCGGCUGCUACUACACCAGCAGCGUGUGUAACGCCCGAGCCAGUGUACGAGUCCGUCGAAGAAGAGGAAGAAGGCGGUUCCUACACCUACGCCCCGCAACCUGUUGCAGCUGCGCCGUCUGCCUUGAAACAGAAGGAUCGUCGCAGCACCUCGAAGUCCAAGGUCACGCGUUUCACCGAAUUGGAGACCAUCGACUCUCACACGGAGAAGGCAGUCAGCGUAGCCAGCAUCCCCUACGAGAACACUCGCCGCGACACCACACCGCCGCACGUCAUCAACAACGCAGUCGCCGUCGAAAUGGUCAGCGCCGCGCCGUCUGAAGUCGUUUCUAGCAACAAGCCCGGAAAGCGCCUUUCGAAGCAAGCCGGCUCUAAGCUGACUAAGAAGAGCCGUUGGUCAACAAAGAGCUCAUCCGCCGUUGCCGUUUAAACGGUACUAAGACGCCACCAUUUACACCAUACAAACACAUCUUUCCUACGUCAACAUUUGCUCAUGGAUUCGGGUGCCAAACUAUAGCCUCUUUCUAAAACUUGCGCGGGCGUUCGAGGAUAAUGUCUUACUACAAUGACGCCAUGAGACUCGGGGUCUCUUGGCUUUUGACCAUGCAACACUUUGGGAUCGAAAAGAAAAUCGACAGGGUGCACCUUUCAGAGUUGCUGCCGCUGGACUUCAGCAACACUGGAUACUUAACAGGGACUUGAACAUCUUCAGGGUCGGAUCCGGGACGGGUCCAAUUAUUUCUCUACUUAUUUGAUGACCAUAUCAUGACCACAACUUAUACCGAUAACAUAGACACUUUCCUUACCUCUCAUAUUACUACCAUUACUACAACGUUGGCAGAAUAGCGACCAACGAAAUGAAAUACCAAAACCUACAUUUACAAAAUCUCAAUGUGUCUACCUUGUUGUACUUUACAUGACCUGGUGUCGAGCACUAGAUCAACUCAAAGACAAAGAUCCGCAUUCACGUGGGGAAAAGUCUCGAAACGGGAGACCUUCGAUCAUCGAUGAGACGGGAUGGAAAAAAGAAACACAAAAAGAGACAAGAAUAAGCUCAUAAUCUUUCUUUUCCUCACCCCCUUCUAGUUCAAGUGACGUCCCCAGUACAACAUUACAGCGAAGUCUUACAUCAUGUUUAGCGUGUGGGCGAGACAUUGGCACUCUGGGCGUGCUGUGCGUGCCUGGGAAGGCCUGAAAUUCUACCUCGUUGAAUGAGACAAUUUGAAUGUCUCGGGGGCACGGCACGGCAGAGAGAAGGCGAGACACAAGGCUCAGAGACCCGACUCUCCACGCUUGCCAACUUCCUUUGUCUACCGGCAUACGUAGUAGUCAGGCUUGGCCUUCAGGAGGACUUGACGGACAAUCUUCCCCAUCGGUUGCCGGACUUUUGAAAAACCUUGAUUCGUGUGGCGUCAGUUUAGCUAUCCCACGCUCUUCUGUUCCUGGCUAAUAGCUCGAUAAAGCUACAUCCAAAAGCCGUCGUCCGUCGGGACCGGACCAAAAGAGGGAACGGUUUAGUGCAUUUAGUGUGUUUCCCUAGAUGGUAAGGUUAGCACAGCAAACGAGCAGCUGGAACUUGGAAAGCUUUGCCAAUCUAGAUCACGAUGCCGGGUGCGAAUUGCGAUCGUCAGUGCUAUUGAUGAUUCGGCCAAUGCAGAUGGCGAGAAAUAGCCAGAGGUGUCGCUUUCCCGUCCGGACCGGACUGCUUGAUCCGAGCGGCCAGGACCCAGUACCACGGCCCCGCCGAUUGUCAAAGAUGUACGGAUACCACUGUCCGGAUAGUCUCGUGCAAAAAGGAAAGAGAUCGUCAGGGUCCACGCGAGGUUUCGCGUCGAUGAACCAUGACCGGCAGGCAAUGCCCAGGGAUCGUCAGGAACGAAGAGCUUUGGUUUAUGGGUCUGCGCAGUAGUGUAUAUGACGAAGAUGAAGUUGGCACAUCCAGCCGUCCUGCUGAAGUUGUCGAUGCAAUAGGCGACGCCCGCUUCAACCCCCACACGCGUGGAUUUGGACAAUGGCUGUGGAGACUGAUGGCAACGCCAACACACGCGUUAUCGAGUCCUUGCAUAUGCGCCAGAGGCAGCUUGAGCCUUGAAGGUAGGCUUCCCUCCGCAGAUGUGAUGGGUCAGGUUUGGCGAAGCAGGCUGAGUAAGGUGAUGCUUGAAUAGGUGGAUUUUUGUUAUCUUAGGGUCAACGACCAGCCAACUCGUCACUGGAACCAAGGGCGCGGUCCUUGAAGACACGGAAAUGCACGAUGCCGAUAUACUCGUCUGAUGCUCUGUUUCCU